Molecule: messenger RNA, 345 nt
Organism: Copidosoma floridanum
Lineage: Eukaryota; Metazoa; Arthropoda; Insecta; Hymenoptera; Encyrtidae
Gene: RpL39
Product: ribosomal protein L39
Biological process (GO): translation
Cellular component (GO): cytosolic large ribosomal subunit; ribosome
Molecular function (GO): structural constituent of ribosome
Source: RefSeq, a predicted model, not a curated record
UUUGUGUUAAGUGUACACUGUAGAGUAGUUAGGGUUUAAGGUCUCGUUCGUUUUGACAGACCAGCCGUUCAACAAGAUGUCGGCCCACAAGACGUUUAUUAUUAAGCGUAAGCUUGCCAAAAAGCUGAAGCAAAACAGGCCCAUCCCGCAAUGGGUUCGAAUGCGCACAGGCAACACCAUUAGGUACAAUGCCAAGAGGCGUCACUGGAAGAGAACUAAGUUGAAGUUGUAAACAAUAUCACUGGUGUCAUCAACUGGGAGACUUUUUUUUUACUUAAAUGUUCUAAAAACGAUUUCAUUGUCUUAUACUACAUUGAAAAAAUAAAUAAAAUAAUGUUUAAAUAA